Messenger RNA from Diprion similis, 7828 nucleotides. RefSeq names its product protein ELYS (gene Elys). NCBI's taxonomy places the organism in Eukaryota, Metazoa, Arthropoda, Insecta, Hymenoptera, Diprionidae. The coding region runs from base 288 to 7160 and encodes 2290 amino acids. The transcript has 6 exons. The record is from RefSeq and is a predicted model, not a curated record.
UUAACGUACUUCAGGGUAUUUUUGAAUGGAUCACGAGAUGCGAAAUAAAUCUUAAAUUUAAUAAUACAGUAAAAAUAUAUUUAUCAUUACGUAUGUUUCGCUCGUGAAACAUUCUUUCAACGGGCAAUAAUAAGAGCCACCAAACUGGUGUCUCAAGUGUAUUUUGAUUCGAAUUCAAAAUUAUUACGAUUCAAGCAACGAAACAUAACCUCAUUUAAAGCGCUUAAAAUACAGUUUAUAUAAAUGUUUUCUGGCCUCAACGUGAUUCGUAAAUCAUUGUUUGAAACAUGAAAGAGCUGGAGGAUACGCAUUGUGAGGUUCGUAAAAUAAUAGAAAUCCAAGCAUCGAUAUGGGAUGGCCUUAACACGUCAGGUGGAGAUGAUUUUGGACAGUCAGCAAGAUCCCCUGCCUCCAGAAGCUCAGAUAUUCCCCUCGGAGGCUUUUUGGAAGAUGCGAAUCACGCAUGGCUGAGUAAUGGUCCACGGCUUGUUGUAAUCAACACAAAAACAGGAGAAAACAUUAGCUCGUGGACCUUCUGUCAGAAAGUGACGGCUGUUGCACAAUUUCCCAAGCAGCCUGGGGACGUUUUAUUGCUCUUAGUCGGACUGGACAAUGGCGCGAAUAGGGUUAAAGAUUCUACAGGAAUGCUGUGCAUUUUUGACUGCUCCACAUCCAGAGUUCUCAGAUCAAUAAAGAUGCCUGCAGGUAUAGAGCAGGUGUGCGUGAUGAACGGAGGUGCAGAGUGGGAAGACUUCAAUGAGAAAAGAACACAUGGCAUGUUGAGCAACAGUUCCGGAAUCGCGUGUGUCGCUUUGCGCAAUCUUUAUCAUAUUGUUCUGGAUUUGCGCCGUGUAUUGUGGGACGGAGAUGUAUCUUACCUGACAACUAAUGAACUAUCGCCAACUGAAAUUGAAUUAUCUGAAGACAGGUAUUCAUUCGAUUCGAAACAACGUUGUGAUAGGGGAAAGCACAGAGCAUACAACUUGCUCAAUCCUGGCAUUGAAGAAUUUAUAAGAUUCAAUCGAGAGGAGUUUGAAUCAUCACCUCUGUAUGAUGAGAAUCUUACCACGACACUAAUCUAUGCAAAGAAGAUUGGCUGUGUGAUAUCUGGAUGUUUAGGGAGAAUCAUAAUUUGGCAAAACGAUGGUUCGGUUGGUUGGAUAAGUGCUUCUGCUAAAAAUAGUAUGGCGAUCGGUCAUUUAGCUCUACUUGAGCCAGCCGACGAUCCGAGACCAUUUUACUACCUGUGGGUUGCAUACCAGGAAGAAACUUUUGAAACAGCUCCUAUUCUAAAGAUGUAUGCACUGCUCAUCGAAAGAAGGUAUUGUGACAAGGAAAGCAAUUUGCAUUUCAAGAUAGAAGGUGAACCUAGUCUGAAAUUUGAGCUACAACUAGAACCUGUUGACAAAAUAACGAAUUUGGUUUCAAUGGAAAGAACGAACAACUAUGAGCAAAGUGAACCGACCAGUAAGAAAGAAGAUGCGAGCUUAUUGCUCAUUGGAUUGAGCGGGAAAGCCUUAUUAUUCGAUUUAAAUCAGUGGUACAGAGAACAUUUACCACGAAACAUUCAUAACUGUCAGAACCCAAAUACUUUCCUGUGUUAUUAUCAGAUGAAAUCAGAGACGUUUAAUAUUGCUAACGAUAUUGUUUUAAGCUGUGCUUACUCUCCUUUAACGUUAAGAGAGUUUCCUAACAAUGGAGGAAAUUCUCUGGAUGAGCUAUUCUACCCCAAAUCUCUAUGUCUUGAUUGGGUGGAACUCACAAAUAGCCACCUAAGAAUUUGGAUGACCAGAGGCUUGCAGUGGGAAUUACUACGAGACAUGGCCAUUGCUGGUCCUAGCAUUUUGAUACAACCCUCAGAAACAUUUCAUAGGUGCCUUGCUGCUGGAUUAGUCCCGUUCAACACCGACUGCUCUUUUGACUGCGAUCAAAAUGCUCAAAGAGAAAUGCUCCUUUCUCUCUGCCUGGAGCAAAGAUGGGCAUCAUUCCUAAUCAAAUGUGCCAAGGAAUGGGAGGAUGGAAGCGUAUCAUAUUUAUUUCCUAUGUUUUUGAGGUGGGGAGCUCAGAGGGCUUCUUCUCUAAAAAUGGUAGCUGAUCAGCUAUGCAUUCCACUGUUUGACCAAUCCGGUUCAACAAUCGGAGACAAAGAAAUCAAAUUGUUACGGUUUUGUUCACAACAACUUGAAUGCUUAUCAAACGUAGUCGCCAGAUUACCCAUCGCUUCAGACGAUCUUGUGAAGCAACAGAGAGCCUUACACCGCGUCGCUACUCAUCUAGGAGUUCUUCUUUGGUUUUAUGAUGUCGGACUACUACCUGAAACACAUGAAGUCAAUGAGGAACCUUUGCCGAUCACAUUCUCGCUCCAAAUACCAUAUCCAUAUGAGAGAUUAGCAACCAUUUAUAAAAACAAACGCCAACAAAUUAGAGAGAUUACUAGUAGCUCUGGAGAUCGUAAGGAAGAAUUAUUCAUCGACGAAUUAAUGACACAGGAGUGUCAGACAUUAAGAUUACAAUGGGAACGCGAAGGCGGGGAUAUUACCACAGGAGGAUAUUAUCCUCCUCCAUCCUUACAAUCGCUUUUGAGAAGUUAUCUCUUUGACUGCUAUAAUCAGAAUGGUUCUGACGAAAUGGAGAACAAGCAUCAAAUUACGAUUUAUUUGCUAAUGGAUCUGGUUAAACUUUUACAAGGUUCUUGCCCCGAUGUUGAUCAGUUAAUAAAGUACCCAUCAGCUUUCAAGAUGAGUCCGAGUCUCAUAAAAUUAACACAAGCCUUCUGGUUACUCGAUCAUGAAGACUAUCAAGGGUUCUUGGACACUCUGACCGGGCAAUUGGUAUCAGAUUCAGAUGUUAAAGAGUGGCAUCACAAACUUGUAAUAAGAACAUUGAUGCGUAAUAACGAAUACAAAGUAGCAUUGAUUUAUUUGCGAAUAAGAAAACCGCCUCUGUCAGCAAUUUGUGAUCAGAGUACCAGCAUCAGUCUCUCAGUCGAAUGUGGUUUGGUUCAAACAGCUUUUCACCAAAGACCACAGUCACACUAUAGACAACUGUUAACUUGCUUUUUUCAAGCAUGUAAAGCCUGUGGUAAAUUGAAUGAGAUUCUACAGCUUGCUUUGGAUCCUGAAGAGGAAGAAGCCUUUGUAAAAUUCCUUGAGGAAAAUAAGUUGGAAGAAACUCGUUUGUUGUACUAUCUACAAAGGUGUCGUUACACCGAAGCAGGAAGUGCUCAACAGUUUAGUCUCUCUAAAAUUCAUUUCAAAAAUAUUCAGUCGGCUCCUUUAACAAUGGUUCAUGCUUAUAAUGAUACACUACCCGAUGUAACAAAGGCUCUGUCAUUGAAUUCGGGCAGAAAAUUCUUAGACGAGAACCCAUUACCUAAACACCUAAGGCCAAUGUCGCACAAACAGAGCUCCGGCAGGAGUCACAGAGUUUUCGAAACUGUUCUUGAAAAGAUCAAAGAGACCUAUGUCAGGAGAGAUAAUUGUCAAAUUCCAUUUAUAAGUGCGCCAUGUACUUCUCUAAGAUUGAAGAGCAUGAAGACAAACUCCAGCUGUGUUCUGUUUCCUACGCUAGCGCCAAAAACAUCAGGGAAAAGACCUCGGAAUCAAAUGACAGAGGACGAAGUACAGCCGCUCAGCGCUGAGAAGAAUAAACGAAGAAAAUUAUCAGAGGAAACAGAUACCCCUUCUAAAUCUAGUACGAGUAUCCUAAGCGCGGGUGUUGCAUUAGAAACACCUUUAAUUAAAAGAAAGAAACCCUUAUCUUUUAAGAUGGAACAUGAUAUGGAAACACCGCAUUCUAUAUUAAAAAUUCGUCAACUGAUACAAAGCUCUACAUCGCCACCAACCUUAACUCGAGAUUCACUCAACCAGCAGCAAGAUGACUUGUUCAAACAACAAGAACUAAAACCUACCAGACAAAUUCGUUUUAGUAUCGGACAACCACUCAAUGAUUCUAGUCACGAGGAGGCAGCUAUUGAGUCAUCGAAUGUCACUGAUAAAGAUAACACAUCGGAAAUAAGUGAGGAAGUAUUUUACAGUCCCAAUGCCAGUGGCAAAUCUCAGAGUGCUGAUAGCAGUCACAGUAUAAUGAGUAUAAAAGGACCUCGUGCUCGACCUAGUCUAAGGAGAAGUGGUCAUUUAUCUUCAAGUGAAUCACUGAUCGAGUCCAGAGAUCCUUUAAAUAAAACAGACCUCAAGGCUAGACCGUCCAACCACUCACUCAUCGAACAAUCAUCACUGGCUGCUACUCCGAUCGCUCUGCCUCGAAAAUCUAUUUCAUCAGUAUCAGAUCACCUAAAACUUGCAGAACGCUCUCGGCAACUCCGUUACUCUGUGUCUCCGAUCACGCCAUAUUCCGCUUUAAACGAGUCAAGAUAUUCAUCCAGCAUAUUGUCGUCAGACAGCAGCUCUCUUUCAACACCUGCAGUUACUUCCAAUGAUGGUAAUUCCAAUUUGCGCGCACGGAUUGGAAGUGGCAUAGAGAAAUCAAGUAUCUAUAGCAAUACAGGAGAAUACAAGUAUCACACGGCCGGAAGAAAUCGAAUGUCUAUGGAAACGACUGAAUCUAGAACUGUAACUCGUUCUCUCUUAUCGAAAACUGUUAUCACAGAACAGCUUGAUGUUAAUGAUGAUGAUGAUGAUGAUAAAGGAGAUGAAAACGUUGUAGUGGAAGUUGAUGACUUUGGACUAGAUCACGAGCCUGAAGUAUGCUUUGUAGUUAAUAAGCUAGCCGAGGAAUAUUCACCUGAUCAUCAAGAGAAUGAUCAGAUAUCAAAUGAGAAGGUUGAUUCAGAGGAAUACAACAAUGCAUUCAAGGCUAGUGGUACUAUGAUUUCAAAAACUUACGAACAGACGAAACAUCAAAGUAAUGAGGAAAAAUUAGGAGAUCAGGACAUGCAUUUUUCUCAAAAUAGUGAAGAAUCUGAAACCAGUGAUGGUGGUAAUGAUCAUCCAGGAGACCUCGACAAUGAUACGGAUGAUUACGAACCAGAAUUAACUGCUUUGAAAGAAAGAGGAGAAGACGAAGAGAAUGCAGAAUGCUUCCAAAGUUUAACGAAUUCUGCUGCCAGUUUCAGGGAACCAUCUGAGAAUGAAAUAUUUAUAAAUGCUCUUCCAGUAUACGAAUCACGAGGCCAAGACGAAGACAGCGGGUUACAGGGACUAUCAAAACCCUCAUUAAUUGAAAAUUCCAAUAUUACUGAGGAUGAAUCAUCUAACGAUAUAACUGAAGUAAGCCAUAAAGUUGUAAAUAAAUCACACUCGAAACCAAAUAAUUGGGAAUUUUUGGCUACCUCUCAUACAAACGCCAAAGAAUUUUCAUUAUCUGUGCCGAACAAAGAUAUGAACGAUUCUAACUUUACUGAGGAUGAAUCUGUCAGUAGCAUCGAACACUUUGAAUUGAUUGCUGAUGAUUCGGAAAUGGAAGAAGAAUGCGACCAAGACUUGACUAAGAAGAAGCGUCUUGUGACAACGAAUGGUGAACGAGGAACUCAACCGACAGAACAAGUUGCUGAUGGUUUUAUAUCUGACUCACUUGUUCAAAAUCCAGGAUAUGACACCAAAAGGUUUGACAACAAUAAGAAACCUACAGAACUUGAAAACCCAGCUAAUCUUAGUGAAACUGAUAGUGCGGUGUCAACAGUCCUUGCAACUGAUAUACCGUCAUCGUCAGGUGCGGAAAGUCCAAGACAUUCUUCGCCAAAUACAUCCAACCAAAAAGGUAAGACUUCUGAAAAUAAAGAUAGAGAAAAAUCGAAAAGUCCAAGACCUGUGCGGAUGACCAGGGCUCGAAGAGCAUCGUCAGUAACGAAAGAGGUGUUAGCGUCAACUGGAAACACUUUAAAUUUGAAAACACCUCUUGAUGUGAUAGAAUCUUCGGAUAACUUUACCAAAUUAGUUGAUGAAUCUGUAAAUGAAACUCAGUCCAUAAGUACAAGAAAAGGGAAAAGAAGAUCAGCUUCAGUAGACAAAGAAUUACUAUCAUUGUCAAGGAAUGUGGAAGAAAUUCAAACCGGUAAGCCUGAGAUAGCAUUGCGGAGAAGUUCGAGACGCGCUGCAUCAGCACAAAGAGAAAUGCCAACCAUCUCAGAAAUUUCUCAUGAUAGUCUUAAAAAUUCUACCCUUACUUCGAUAUCUGAGACAGAUUUCAGUAACGAUUCUGAACCAAUUAGCAAGAAACCUCAAAGGUCGCGUAAGGUGAGCCAUACUAGUCAGGAUCUUGACGUUAGUUUAACCACCAGAACGAGAAGAAGCGUGUCGGUGGCUAAGGAAACAGCACCGGAAAGUCAAGGUACAAGUAAAACAACAAGGAAACGUGGUAAUUCUGUACCUAAAGAAAUAUUAGAAACAUCAAGAACCAGACGAGCUUCAUCUCUGGCCAAAGAUAUAAUCACUGAAGAAACGACCAAGUCACCCGCUGGAAAUAAACGGCCAAAAUCAUCACUGCUAGUUCGAAGUACUGAAGAGUCAGCUCUUAACAGUCCAGCAAAAAAUACUAGAAGUCGCCGUACACUUUCCCAAUCCAUUCCAGAAGAGAAAGACGAGGAAAUGUCAAAUGUUCAAACUAGAGGGAGAUCGUCAUCAAAUGCUUCAGACGUUUCAACACAGAAGAAAUCAAAAGAGAGGAGAGCAGCUAGCUUGGAACCGUCCAAGUCAGAAGUGAAAAAACGGACUCGAAGUACCCUUGCCAAAACUGUUGUUUCAGAGGAAACAAUAAACGAGGAACCUGCUGAGGAUACUGAAGAGGGUAAGGCUGAAACAACUAAAAAAACUAGCCGGAAAAGAACGGAUUCGGCAACAAGCAUUUCUAGUGACAGCAACAUGGAAAAGUUGAGAGGUGGAAGAAAAGCUCGAUCCAAAAGUAGCAAUAGCGAUGUUUUCCUCUUUUCUCCACCAGAUGUUACAUCUGAUCCACCAAGUAGUCAAAAAGACAUCGAACAAGUUCCGCCAUACGUUUUUUCACCCCCGCAUACAAGAUCAAGACAACCAGUACUCAGCCAGCUCCGUAGAAAAAUGAAAAACUUUCUGUCACCGUUAACCACAGAGGAAAAAUCUUCUACAGCUCACAGGGAUCGUAGAACCAAGCGUAAAACAUUUCAAUACACUACCCAAAGGACACUGUUUGUAUAUCCGAGAAGAACAAGAAAGCCAUCAACUGAGUAAAAUAAACUUAUAUUUCUAAAUCCCAUGCUUGGCCUUAAGCUGAGCCUUUAGUUAUCAAUCAAUUAUCCAAGGUAUGACCGACAGUAGAUAGAGAUAGCAAUUUGUGGAAGAUUCACAUGAUUUUUUCAAAACCUGUGAAUAUACAUGUAUAUUAUAUUGCAAAAAACUUUAAAUUCAGGAAUAAAGUUAAAUUCAUAGGUACUUGAAAGUCAGCUCUGAACUCAUCGGAAAUAGUUCAAGAGAGUUCAGAUCAAUCUGAAGUGACAACCUGGUGUUUUUUUUUUUACCUGUAAUUAAAGCAAGACUAGUUUAAGUGUUUUUACUAUAUGAAAAACAAACUUAAAAAUGUACAUUGAGAACGCAUUAAAGUAAAUCUAUCAAAAUUGUUUCAUGUUUACUGCUACGAUAAUAAUUACCAUUUUUUAAUGGAACCCUUCUACAUAGUGGAAAACAUUUGAAAUUUCGAAACAAAGACGUCAUGUUGGAAUUGCACAUGAAGUAAGAAUAUAUUUAUAUCUACUAGUUGGAUAGAUAUUUACUAUGUUGAAUUUGGAUCAAAUCCGCCAUUGUUCAUAGCUAAUUGAAAAAGUUAUGUAUUUCCUCAAUCGAUGCUCUAGUCUAUAUAACUGCAAUCUUGUUAAUAUACAAAAUUAUAUGACGAGAAAAGA